Oreochromis aureus is the source of this 8464-nucleotide messenger RNA. Its product is annotated as microtubule-associated serine/threonine-protein kinase 1-like. Gene Ontology annotation, molecular function: magnesium ion binding; protein binding; ATP binding. Gene Ontology annotation, biological process: peptidyl-serine phosphorylation; intracellular signal transduction. The record is from RefSeq and is a predicted model, not a curated record. The transcript is spliced from 26 exons. Lineage: Eukaryota; Metazoa; Chordata; Actinopteri; Cichliformes; Cichlidae. The coding region runs from base 118 to 5115 and encodes 1665 amino acids.
AAAGGUUGUGGGAGCCACAGUAUGCGUUGCAUUGCGAUAGCAUUUUGCCAGAGACCUGCUGCUUUCUGACUUCUCAUCGCCCAGCUUUCAACUACACCGAAAUACCGAACGAGCAAUAUGUUCCGACGCACUAAAAGCUGUCGUACAAGCAACAGAAAAAGUCUGAUCCUGACAACCACGUCCCCCACGCUGCCUCGGCCUCACUCCCCUCUGCCCCUCCCUGGACACCUCGGAAGCAGCCCACUGGACAGCCCACGAAACUUCUCUCCCAGCAACCCGGCCCACUUCUCGUUCGCCUCCUCCAGAAGGGCCGAUGGACGACGAUGGUCUUUAGCGUCGUUGCCCUCUUCUGGAUAUGGUACCAACACUCCCAGCUCCACGUCCUCCAGCUCUUCUCAGGAGCGACUGCACCAGCUGCCCUUCCAGCCCACCAUGGAUGAGCUCCACUUCUUAUCCAAGCACUUUGGCAGCACAGAGAGCAUCACGGAUGACGAUGGGGGCCGCUGCUCUCCCCACAUGCGCCCUCGCUCCCGCAGCCUCAGCCCAGGACGCUCCUCCUCCUGCUACGAUAACGAGAUAGUCAUGAUGAACCAUGUGUACAAAGAGCGUUUUCCAAAGGCCACGGCUCAGAUGGAGGGGAGGCUGGCCGAGUUCAUCCAGGCUUACUCGCCUGAGAGUGUUCUUCCCCUGGCUGAUGGAGUCCUCAGCUUCAUCCACCAUCAGAUAGCAGAGCUGGCCAGAGACUGCCUGGCCAAAGCCCGCGAAGGCCUCAUCACCUCUGUGUACUUCUUCGAGCUACAGGAGAAUCUGGAAAAGCUGCUUCAUGAUGCGUUUGAGCGCUCGGAGAGCUCUGAGGUAAUCUUUGUCACGGAGUUGGUGAAAAAGCUUCUUAUCAUCAUCGCCAGACCUGCAAGGCUUUUGGAGUGUCUGGAGUUUAACCCCGAGGAGUUUUACCAUCUGCUGGAGGCAGCUGAGGACCACGCCAAGGAGGGUCAUCUGAUGAAAACAGAUAUCCCUCGUUACAUCAUCGGCCAGCUGGGGCUAACUCGAGACCCGAUUGAAGAUAUGGUUAACUUGGAAAGUUAUGACAGCGAGGGACCAGUGACACCUGAAACAGAUGACUCCACAGAGGGUAAGAUGAGAGCAAUGAAACCACCAGGAGAAGCAGACUUCCAGACCAUCAAGCUGAUAAGUAACGGAGCAUAUGGCGCUGUUUACCUGGUGCGGCAUCUGGAGACACGGCAGCGAUUUGCCAUGAAGAAGAUUAACAAGCAGAACCUGAUAUUGAGGAACCAAAUCCAACAGGCCUUCGUAGAAAGAGACAUUCUCACCUUUGCAGAGAAUCCCUUUGUCGUCUCCAUGUUCUGCUCCUUUGAAACACGUCGGCACCUCUGCAUGGUCAUGGAGUACGUAGAAGGUGGGGACUGUGCCACUCUGCUGAAGAACAUCGGGGCUCUGCCUGUGGAAAUGGCACGCAUGUACUUUGCAGAGACAGUCCUAGCGCUGGAGUACUUACACAACUAUGGCAUUGUGCACCGUGACCUCAAGCCUGACAACCUCCUAAUUACCUCAAUGGGCCACAUCAAACUGACUGACUUUGGCCUGUCCAAGAUGGGUCUGAUGAGCCUGACCACCAACUUGUAUGAAGGACACAUAGAGAAGGAUACUCGGGAAUUUUUGGAUAAACAGGUGUGCGGAACUCCAGAGUAUAUCGCCCCAGAGGUUAUUCUUCGUCAGGGUUAUGGAAAGCCAGUGGACUGGUGGGCGAUGGGCAUCAUCCUGUAUGAGUUCCUGGUGGGCUGCGUGCCUUUUUUUGGAGACACUCCAGAGGAGCUGUUUGGACAGGUCAUUACAGAUGACAUAGUGUGGCCAGAAGGAGAUGAGGCUCUUCCUAUUGAUGCCCAGCACCUGAUCUCCUCUCUUCUGCAGACAAAUCCACUGGUUCGACUGGGCACAGGUGGUGCUUUUGAAGUGAAGCAGCACUCAUUCUUCACUGAGGUGGACUGGAACAGCCUGCUGAGACAGAAGGCAGAGUUCAUCCCUCAUCUAGAGUCAGAGGAAGACACCAGUUAUUUCGACACCCGUUCAGAGCGCUAUCACCACGUGCAGUCAUACGACGAAGACGAUACCAAUGACGACGAGCCCGUGGAGAUUCAUCGCUUCUCGUCGUGUUCCCCUCGCUUCAGUAAGGUAUACAGCAGUAUGGAGCAUCUGUCUCAGCUGGAGCAUAAACCCCAUGGCGUGACCCUACGGGAGCACAAGGUCCCCAGGGAGGAUCGCUUGGCCAAGAGAGAAAGCCUGGGAAGUGUCACCCUCCGAGAUAAGAGCUGGAGGACUGGCUCACCGGAGAUGAAGCGUUUAUCCUGCUCAGAGUCCUCCUUCACUGAAAGUGAUUCCAGCCCUCCGUCUGGGGCACGAAGGCGCUUCUCUGCCCUUAUGGAUUCUUACCGAUUGGCCUCCCCUCUGGAGUUGGACUCUGAGCUGCCUGUCCCAGGCAGACAACCUCCAGUGAAGGCCAGGGGAACGUCUCUGGAAGGAGCCAUGGGUUCCAUCUCUUCUCAAGGUGACCUGAGGGCAUUCCUUAAAGAAAGUAAUGGCUUUGCAGCUGGCGACAAACUGUUGAGACCUGCUGACGCAUCACUGCCUCUGCCAAGCAGUGCUACCAUUCUGGGGCUCCCAGACCCCCAGGGGACUCGUGGGGCCACCACAGACCUGGUGCUGCGAAGAGUUCGCCACCAGCAGCUCUCGGAAGGAGAAAAACGCAGCUCAAGACCAGGAACUAAAGUUAUCAAAUCUGCCUCUGCCACUGCUCUGUCUGUCAUCAUUCCAGCAGUGGAACAACACGGUGCAUCCCCUCUGGCGAGCCCCAUGUCGCCCCGCUCCCUGUCGUCCAACCCUUCCUCUCGUGACUCAUCCCCCAGCCGAGACUACUCUCCGAUGGUCAACAUCCUGCAUUCUCCCAUCACCAUCCACCGCUCUGGGAAGAAGUACGGCUUCACCCUCCGAGCUAUCAGAGUCUACAUGGGAGACAGCGAUGUUUACAGCGUGCAUCACAUGGUCUGGCAUGUGGAAGAUGGAGGUCCAGCUCAGGAGGCUGGACUUAGUGCUGGUGACCUCAUCACUCAUGUAAAUGGAGAGUCAGUCCACGGUUUGGUCCAUACAGAGGUAGUGGAGCUGAUCCUGAAGAGUGGGAACAAGGUGACUAUUACAACUACUCCUUUUGAAAACACCUCCAUCAAAGUGGGUCCUGCCCGCAAGUCCAGCUAUAAAUGCAAGAUGGCACGACGCAUCAAGAGGACCGGAGCCAAGGACGGACAAGAUAAGAAGCGCAGCUCCCUGUUCAGGAAAAUCACCAAGCAGUCCAACCUGCUCCACACCAGCCGGAGCCUCUCGUCUUUAAAUCGCUCCCUGUCGUCUGGAGACAGUCUCCCGGGCUCCCCCACCCACAGCCUCUCUGCCCGCUCGCCCACUCAGAGUUAUCGCAGUGCUCUUGAAUCCCCACACCUGGGUACAUCAUCCCAGAGCAGCUCCCCGGCCUCCAGCACCCCUAACUCACCUGCAACCACUCACCACAUGAGACCCAGCUCCCUACAUGGGCUGUCUCCCAAACUUCACCGGCAGUACCGCUCAGCUCGCUGCAAAUCUGCUGGCAACAUCCCAUUGUCUCCCCUGGCUCACACCCCGUCCCCGACCACCUCCUCUCCCCCACCUCUCACUGGGCACACAGUAGGGAGCUCCAAUACCACGCAGAUGUUUCCUGCCAAGCUGCACUCCUCACCUCCUGUUGCCCGCCCACGUCCCAAGAGUGCGGAGCCACCCAGGUCCCCUUUGCUGCAGCGGGUGCAGUCUGCGGAGAAGCUAGGAGCACCGAUUUUGCCUUCUUCCUCUUCGUCAUCAUCAUCCCCCUCUCCUCUGACAGGCGGGGUGUCGUUACGCAAGCAUAGCCUGGAGGUGACACACGGGGACUACAGGAGAGAGUCCUUCCACUGUGAGCACAGUCUACAAAGUCUGCUAGAGAUGGAAGGAGAAAACGGACCCGCUCCCCCAUCUCCUUCAUCAUCGUCCUCCCCUUCUCCUCCUAUGGGAGGGGAGGUUGGAGGCCUAAAGCCUUCGAGAAGGCUGGGAAGGCAGGAAUCGCCACUCAGCCGUGACACACUCUUAACAGCAAGAGAGAAAGAAGUCCAAACCACAGAGUCUGAGCUUGCUGGGUCACAAACUGAGAGUGCAGCUUCUAAAGCAGAGUCUAAGACGAGCGUUGUUGACACAUGUAAAACGUUACUUCCUGCUGAGGUUGCAAAGAGUCAUGGAUGUGGAGCUGCAGUUGAAAUCAAGCCCAGUGCUUCAUCUUCAGAGGUUAAGUCUGGUUCUGGGAUCAAAGCUCCAAGUUCAAGCCCUUCCGGUUCUGAGGCAGCAACUUUUAAGAGUAAACCCAGCGAGAAAAUGUCUCCUUCAGGCACGUCAAAGGGCCUGCUAAAGCAAGACACCAAGCAGCAAAGUGCACAAACAGAUAGUGGACCUGCAACAAAAGCUCAGGAGAAGACUGAGGAGAAAGCAAAAGGCCCUUCAGCUGCACACAAAGGGACCUUUCAGAAAGCAUCUACAGAGCAGCUCAAGCAGCGUAAAGGUACAGACACGAUAGAGAAAGGAGCAAGCGAUAAAGCAAGUGAUACCACCAAGCUCAAAGGACCUACACCUGUAAUUCCAAGCCAGGGUCAAGCCCACGCUGCAGCCAGAUGCAAAGAGGAGAAGCCAACAAACAGAGGAGUCAAGGAGGAGAGGCAACACCUGGAGGUGCUGGAGGAGAACCCAAUGUCGCCUUCCUCUAAUGCAGCCUCACCCGCCUCGAGCAAGUCACGGCCCAUGUCUCCGGGGGAUAAAGCCAGCUUCGUUACCCAGCUCACAAGCGUGGCCAAAACAGUCCUCGGGCCUAUGAAGGCGGGAUCACAAGAGGGAGGCAAGGCAAAAGACAUAUCCAAGUCUGGUGAAGAGAAGCGGGGAAGCGCUGCAGGAAAAGGAGAAGCUUCGUCUCUCAGUCUCCGCCGGGGGGCUCAGACAGCAGCCAGCACUAUCCAAUCUGAUAAAGGAAACAUUCGCAGCUCCAAGCAUCACUCGUGAUAAGAGCUUCAGAGGGAGUGCGAUUGUCCCAUGCAAUGCCUUUUAAACUGUAGCAUCAAGCAAACAUAUCAUGAAUUUACACGAAAUAUAAAUGUAGAGACAUGCUGAAAAAAAGACCAAAAUAGAUGACAGAACAAAGUUGCAUCAGCUGGCUCCUGCUGGAAAACGUGUGCACAUGGUGUCCUAAUGUAGACCUGUGUAUGUACUGUAUGUUCAUCACAUUAUGUUGUAUAUAGUACAAACAAAUGCAUAUGUCUGAAUGCAUGUCUAACACUGUACAUGGGAAAUGAAAGAAUAUUUAAAAAAAUUAAAAUUAUACAGCAGACCUUAAGGUAGAGAACACUGUGAACAACUUUUCAACUGAACACAGCCACAUGCGCAAACAGGUCGGAGUCUGUUAUCCUUGUAUGGGGGUCCAGUAGUGCCAACAUUAUGUUCACGUGUUCGCUGUGUGUGUCGAUUUGACAUGUGACAAAAUAUUUUUUUAUGUUGUUUCAAAGACUUAACUCGUAGCAAGAAGAAAAAACUGUGAAAGACAGAAUUGAUUUUAAAAAUGCUCUUAUGUAAUAGCAUUUUUAUUGUGAGUGAGCUCCACAAUAUGUUGAAGAUUACUUUCUGUUAUGGCUCUCAGGCUCUGGAACAAUCUACUUAAGGUCCUUCCAAACAGCUGAUAAUUUUAAAUAACUUUUAGAGACCCAACAAAUUGUGUUUGCUUUUAGUCAAAUUUGAGGCGUUUCAUAGUUUUUGUCAAGUCUCCUGUGAAAAUGUUCUUACUGCUUGUUUACUCGGUUGUUGUUUCUAUUUGUAAAUUUUGAUCAAUUUAUUUUUUACACUGGGGUUUACAUUUCAUGUUAUUUAUUUAUUUAUUAGUAAUUUUGCCUUUCAUUUAUGCUUUUCAUUUAAUAUUUAAAAAAUACCAGUUUUAUUUAGGUUUUUAAGUACAGUUAGGUCAAUGACUUUUUGGACAAUAACACAUUUUAAAAAAUAUUUUUAGACCAACACAGUGAAUUUUAAGAUGGUUUAGCACAGAUUUUGCAUUAACUGUGUUAUAGGCAUUUUUAUACACAGUCCCCAAGUUUCAGAGGUUCAAAAUUAGUUAAACAAACCAGCAUGAUUUUAAAAAUCAGGAUUGUUUUUAAUACUUAGAUGAAAAUCCUUUGCGAUCCCGCUGACAUCAGCAAAUGCUGUUUCAGAAGCUCUGCUAGACCCUUACUGCAUCUGCCUUCAGUUGCUGCUUGUUUAUGGGUCUGUCUGCAUCUCCUGUUUCUUUGCUUUUAGAAACUCUUGGGUUCAUUUUGCAGUUUGCUUUAGGUCAUUAUCCAGCUGCACCGUGAAGAGCUGUCUGAUCAGUUUUGCAGUGUUUGUCUGAAACCGAGCAGAAAGCAUAGUCCUGUACACUUCACUAAAUGCAUCCUGCUGCUUCUUUCAGCAGUCACAUCAUCAAUAAACACUAGUGCCUCAGUUCCACUGACAGCCAAACAUGUCCAUGCCAUAACACUGCCUCCAAGCAUGUUUGACGGAUGAUGUGGUGUGCUUCAGAUCAGGAGCUGUUUCUCUUUUUCUCCUUAUUUUUCUUUAUUGAUUAUUCUGAUCCUUCCGUAUUUCAUAUUUGUAGGCUUUGACAACCUUCACAAAAGUGUUCCCAGAAAUGAAAUCUGCAAUCAUUCACUUCAGUUGUGUUUGAAAAUGUCCCAAAAACUUAUGGACCUAACUGUAUGGUGGUUUCUACGUUUUGCAUUUCUGUUUUUAGAGACCUGGACUGUUGAUACAUUUGCCUCACAUGGAAAGCAUCUUCGGUCACCGUCUGCUGUUUUCAAACAUAACUUGACAUGUUAAGCAGACAUAAGCAGUGAGCAUGUGAACAUAAUUUUGGCACACAUGCCUCAUUUAAAUGGGCAUUACAUUACAUCAGCUCUAUCAUUUAGUUCAGUAUGACACGAACUGUAUUUUCUUUAGUCUUUAGUUACUAAAAGGGAUCAGGCACAGAAAGGUUUUUCAUGUGUCGUGCACUUGGGGGGUCAAACAAUCCUGAACUCUGGACCAAGAUACCAAAAUGCUUGCAGUGACUGAACUAGAAUGGGGAUCAGCUGAUUUGUUCCAGAUGUGUUUAAGGGCUGGAUUUUGAGACACUGGUGAGGUGAUCUUGCACUGGGACACUAUGCAAUGUGUUAAUGAUGCGAGUUUUUUCUCUGUGUGUGUGUCCUCAAUAUUACAUUUACAUUGUGCUCUAGAUGAGAAAAAAAUAAGGGGAAAGGGUUGCAAUAAGCCAAGAAUUUAGUUUAAAUAGCUGUCUCUGCUGGUCAUAGUGAAAUGUGCAAUUACAUAUUUUAGCCUAUUAAGUGAAUAUAUAAGUGUGCUCAGAGUGUGGUAAGGAGACAAACUGGAGACAGAAGCGUAAUGAAAGUACAACUUAGAGGAGAUUUUGCAGUUUCACUCGCUCUUUGUUAUUUAUGCAGAAGUACAGUUUAUAGUGUAAUAGGUGUGCAGGAAAGUGCCAGUGUUUUCAUUUAGGGAUAAUGUGAUGUUUUUGUUGGGUUUUUUGUACUUAAAUGUGUAACAAUAUGCAAUCCAAAAGUGCCCAGUUCCAUAAAACUGAGCAUCCUCGUCAGUGAUACCGUAGUAGGCUGUACACAGAAGUAGAUCUGUCAAGAGGAUUUUAGUGUUAAGGUGAUGUUUAUUGUUGUGUGUUCAAGUGAUCUUGAUAGAUUUCGGACUCCAGGUACAAGACCUGGUUUAGACUGCCACCUUGUGGAUGAACUAAGUUGACACCCGAGGACCUGAGGUACACAAAAAACUAGUGAACGUUUAAUGAGCAGUCUGCUAUCUUCUUCCUGUGGAUCUUUCUAACCCACACAUUAUAGUUCUGAUUGAUUAUUGAUGAACAUCUUUGAAUCAGAUUCAUAUGACGUGGUUUAAAAGACCUGAUGUUUAGACAAUAAACAGUGGUGGUUUCUGUGUGAUGUGAGGAAAAAAAUGCACUUUAUGUUGUGUCAAAUGUUUUUAUUUUUUCUUAUAUUUUUUUUCUAUUUGCUGUAUUUAGUAAACUUUGUAUUUAUUUAAAAUUCUGAUUUACUACUAACAUUAGUUCAUGUUCUGAUGCUGAUUAAGUUUAGAAUGAGAAAUUUACCAAAUCUAUGUGGCUAGCCCAUCCUGUGCAGUUUUGACUAGUCUUUCUAUUAAGUCGGAAGCUGUGAUGUUGCUGUCACAUCUAUUUUUGUCCAAGUGUUAGGCGUGUUUACAAGAACUUUGCUUUCUCAGACUAUUGUUGUCCAUUACAUUGUUACAUACCUAAUAGCCACUGUCGUGAAAAAACAAUGCAAAAACAAACAAACUAAAAUAAAAAAAAACC